GAAAACGUGUUUCGGAUUCUUGUAUCGACGCGCGCCAACCUUUAUUCGGACUAGACCGUAAUGGCGCGCGGAAAGGGGCUCUCUCAUUGGAGUUUUAGAAUGUCUUGAAGAAAGGGAUGCCAACCCAGGCCGCCCUCGGUUUGGGCUGGCGUUUGGCGUUUGGCGUUUGGCGUUUUGAGUCUCCUCCAACUUGCAUCCUGUCAACAGUCCAACUGCUCAGUUCGCUUUCCAUUCCUAUGCUGCCUGCAACUCCGAGAUGUGCACAAAAACUAGGAAAAGUAAUAUCAGGUGACAUUGGCGGCAAGAAUAGCAGUCUUUGGCGCCUCAGCUUAGCGUCCUUUGCGGAUCAUUCGUCUCGGUUGGAUUUAGAUGGUUCCCAUGGUCAAGCUCCUGUGAUGGACCCUGGCAAGCCUGGGAUCUAUCCGUACUCUUAGUGAACACUGAAAACCCACGCCUCUUCCUCUGAUGUGGGGGCCAACUCCAUAUUGGCGCGAGCCUCCACUUAUAAUCAGAUAUCCCCUUAUAGAAAACAUCCAUGAUCCAGAGAGGAGUAGCCUUCCAAUUGACUGUGCUCGGAUGACUUGCGGACACUGGCUUCAACGAUAACGGAAUUGCGCUUGUCGUUGUCGCAACCAGCCAUCGCUGUCGUCUCUCUCUCUCUCUCUCUCUCUCUCUCUCUCGUGAUAUUACCUCAGCGUACGCCUACAAAGACUCAAGAACCAUGAUCGACGAUAGCUG
Messenger RNA from Colletotrichum godetiae, 738 nucleotides. RefSeq lists its product as uncharacterized. Bases 117 to 434 code for a protein of 105 amino acids. The transcript has a single exon. The record is from RefSeq and is a predicted model, not a curated record. Lineage: Eukaryota; Fungi; Ascomycota; Sordariomycetes; Glomerellales; Glomerellaceae.